Chlorocebus sabaeus (green monkey) is the source of this 1788-nucleotide messenger RNA. The record is from RefSeq and is a predicted model, not a curated record. Lineage: Eukaryota; Metazoa; Chordata; Mammalia; Primates; Cercopithecidae.
AUUUUAACCUUUUUUUAAUGCAUUUGAUAUGUUUUCCUUAGGAUUCUCAACUAGAGAAUAAUAGCCAAAUCUCCUAAGACUGCGCUUCAAAUUCAGAUAAUCUGUGUAAUAAAACUCUCCUAUUUUGUAAUCAUUCUUUAUCAGACAGUUGUAAUAGCCUGCCUAAAAAUAAUCAUAUUGUUUGACCAUAGGUAGAACUCCUUUUUUAUACCAUUUCACAAUUUGGCAUGUCUCUGUAUACAUUAUUUUGUUAUAGCUCCUUUGCUUAUUAAAAGUGUUAAUGAAAUUCAUAAAGAUUUUUUCCUCUUUUUAAGAGGUACUGAUUGGGCAUUUGUUGGGUCGGCGGCAUCAGGGAUCCGCCGCGGCGUGUGGUCGGCGUAGUGCGGCCCCUGCUGCGCCCCCGCGGCAGGCAGAGCUCACGCUUCUGCCCCCCGACUGCUCCGGGGUCUGGGCACCGCGUCGACGGCGGCCCCGCAGGACGCGCAGACCGGGCCGCAGCCCAUGCCCCGAGCGGACUGCAUUAUGAGGCAUCUGCCGUACUUCUGCCGGGGCCAAGUGGUGCGGGGCUUCGGCCGCAGCUCCAAGCAGCUGGGCAUCCCCACAGCUAAUUUUCCUGAGCAAGUAGUAGAUAAUCUUCCAGCUGAUAUAUCCACUGGCAUUUACUAUGGUUGGGCCAGUGUUGGAAGUGGAGAUGUCCAUAAGAUGGUGGUGAGCAUAGGAUGGAACCCAUAUUACAAGAAUACGAAGAAGUCUAUGGAAACACAUAUCAUGCAUACCUUCAAAGAGGACUUCUAUGGGGAAAUCCUCAAUGUCGCCAUUGUUGGCUACCUGAGACCAGAAAAGAACUUUGAUUCUUUAGAGUCACUUAUUUCAGCAAUUCAAGGUGAUAUUGAAGAAGCUAAGAAACAACUAGAUUUACCAGAACAUUUGAAAGUCAAAGAAGACAAUUUCUUCCAGGUUUCUAAAAGCAAAAUAAUGAAUGGCCACUGAUGAAAAAUCAUAUUUAUUCAUUCACUGUUUUCUAGUGUUUCUGUGUUUAUUACUGUCCAGCCUCGUCUUGGUUAUAUACUAAAAAUCAAACACUUUGCUACAGUUGUGAAUUAGUUUGAACAGUACAACGUAGUUACCAUAUCAUGCUUCAACUGUUAAAUUAAGGCCAUCAUGUCAUAGCACGAAAAAGGUUCAGUUAAAAAAUCGAGAUUUAAAAAAUAUAUAUUGAUUAAAAUGUACCACUAGAAAGGUAUUACAUGUGUGUGAGUAUGGGUAAAAAAGCAAGUCACUAGUUGGAGAUGAAAAUUAAAAUUUUCAUGAUAAAAUACCAGCAUAUAUGUACUUGUAUAGUGUGUACUUCUAAACAGAGAAGGCUUAUAAAAGUAAAUGCAUUAAGGCCAAGUGCAGUGGCUCACACCUGUAAUCAGUCCGAGCACUUUGGGAGGCUGAGGUGGGAGGAUUGCUUGAGCUCAUGAGUUCAAGACCAGUCUGGGCAACAUAGCGAGACCCCAUCUCUAUAAUAAAAAAAAAAAAAGGAAAUGCAUUAAAUAAAAGGUUGAUAGUUUAUCAUAAACCUGUGAGAAAGAAACUCAGACUUUGUAUUUUGGUAUUUUGGGCAUUAAUACAUUACAAACAUGAAGAUGUUUAUAAAAUUUUGUUUUAGUCAUUUUCUUUACAGUCACAUUGUACCACCUUCAUUAUUGUAUAGAGCUGCUUCAGUUCUGAGUCCUCUGGACUUCCCCUGCCUGUUUUUUGUUGCCAUUGAAGACAGUAAAAUAUGUGUUUUCAAAUCUAUAU